Anopheles arabiensis is the source of this 2390-nucleotide messenger RNA. RefSeq lists its product as uncharacterized. The record is from RefSeq and is a predicted model, not a curated record. The coding region runs from base 19 to 1008 and encodes 329 amino acids. The transcript has 4 exons. NCBI's taxonomy places the organism in Eukaryota, Metazoa, Arthropoda, Insecta, Diptera, Culicidae.
UUCAAUUUGGUUAAAAAAAUGCCGGUGGAUGAUGACCUGCAUCUUUUCUACUUAGGUAUACAACGCCGGCAUUUGCAAGGGAAGGUGUACGGAUUGUGGGGGUCGGAAAAGUGGACUGCAGAAAUGGUUGAACAAAUUUCGUUGCAUUUGGUAAGCAUAGUUUUGCCAUCGGAGAUCCAUCGCAAACUACGCAAGUUGGACGAUUUGAAGUUUUGGAAAGGCUCUGAGUACAGUUCUUUCCUACAUUAUGCUGCUCCUGUCGUUUUGAGAGGCAGAGUUAGCGAAAAUGAAUACAACCACUAUAUGCUUUUCAAUUGCGCUACAAAAUUCCUUUGCUCAAGAACGUUUAAAAACCAAUGGACAAGCGCUGGAUAUUUGCUUGAACAAUUUGUUGCCGACUAUGAUAAAAUUUACGGGGAAGGGUACGUGAGCAGUAAUGUUCAUAAUUUGCUACAUGUUACAGAGGAAGUUAUGGACCUUGGACCUCUCCAUGAAACAUCAGCAUUCGAUUUUGAAAAUGCGCUUCAGGGUAAGACACGCAUGCUAAGAAGUGGUUACAAAAAUCUGGAGCAAGUAAUAAACCGGCUGUCCGAGUUAGACAAUUUAACUGCUCCAGAACCAAUGAAAUUUUUUUAUGACAUCGAAGUCACAGAUACUCAAAUAACAGUUCUUAUGAACAAUUAUGUAUUGAAGAAAGGAAAUAGAGAUGGUUGGUUUCUUUCCACAGAAAAAGAAGUUAUUCAAUAUUGUUCGGCAGCGAAGGUAUCUUCUACUGUGCGUAUUACCGGAAAAAUGCUGAUAGGCAGAAAGAAAGAAGCCUUCAUCUUCCCGCUUUCUUCAACAUAUCUGUUCACAUUUGAAUGUAACGUAAAUGAAAUUGAAAGAACCGUAGUCGAGCUUACUCCAUCACAAGUGUUCUGUAAACUUGUUGCCAUACCAUUAAAUGAAGGUGGAGACACUUUUUUCACACCUUUGAUACACACGCUUCCCGACGUAGACAGCAAUUGAACAACGGUAAGUUUUCUUUAUUACAAAAAUAUGAGGAAAAAUAUUAAUUUCAAAUUUCUCCACAUUACGGUUUUUUAAAUAAAAAAAUAAAUAUUUUUUUCUUCUUUACGGGUUUUUACAGCACGUGAAUUAUUAUACUUCAAUAUAACGACCUUGCCGUUCUAAAAUAAAGCAAAUGAUAAAUUCAAGUUUAAAUCAGUCCUUAUUAAUUCAUUACAACUAGUAUAUUUAUUGUCAAGCUUUUGCUUUCUUCUAUUUUAAUUUCAAAGUUUUGGCAUAAGGAGCAGACAUUUUUACACCCUUCAUGCCUUGCGUUUGGCAUUUAAUAUUAUGUUCACUUUGUAAAUUUGCAAAAAGUUAACCUCUUGUUCUUCAAAAUUCUUGGUCUUUGAAAAACUCUUAUAAUUACAUAAUUUGCUUAAAGCAUUUUAUCCUUUUGAACCCCCAACCACCCAAAGUACAUUCAGCAAACACUUUUCGACUGUCAUCUGUUUUUCGCAUAAUAAUAUAUCUUUACAUAAUCACGGAACUGUAAAUCGACUCCUAAAAAACAAGGAACUCUUCAAGUAAAGUCUCGUAGUUGAGUGGAUUGACAUGAAACAUUUGACCACUAUCUUGUUUUGGAGGGCCAAUGGCCCUCGAUUAAACGGAAUGUUUUACAAAUUAAUUGACUUUAUUAAGCGUACUGUGCGAAUGUCCACAUCUUUAGAAGCAGGCAAUUCCACUGGAGCUUUAGCCGGGAGCGGUGCUGACGACACGUCAUUAUUACCUACGAUACUAUCGAUAUGUCACGUUUCUUCGAUAAUUACUGAUUCAUCAACUGCAUACACGAUGUGCAUCGACGCACUGUUUAUAAAUUGAAGCGGCACUUGACAAAAAACUUUUUUGUUCUAUUUUCAGGUUGUGAAACAGACAUUGAUGGGAAUGGGACGUUUGGUUACGUUUGAGAAACAUUAUCUGAUGGCACAAGUUCUCCGAACGACGACGGAAGCAUCAAAGGAAGCAGUGCCAUUUGUGAUAAUCCAGCCAUACCAUACACCAACUGCAAACGUGUCGAUAAUGCGGCAAACUGGCAGAUCAGUCCGGCACCGCCAUAUUAAUACUAGCAGCCGGACACCGGACGGGAGGACCGUAACGAGAUAAAGAAAGGAAACAAGUGUAUCAAUAGAUAACCAGUUUGUGGACAGCGCGAAAUACACUAUGUGCCCAACAAACUUGAUGUAUACAUAAACCUCAAACCAACAAAACAGCGGGUGGCGUAAAAAACCAUCAAAAGCACCAAGAAGAAACCAAAACGCAGUGCAACCGUAAAAUCAGUGGGUUAGAUAAGGAUAGCGUCAUAGCUCCACUCCAUGCGGUGCCAAUAAACAGAAGAGUAAAAA